AUGGCCAAGAAACCAACUCAAAAACAAAAAGCUGCACAAACUGCACAAACUGCUUCAAACAAUAAAAAGACAAUCGCAAAACAGAUUGACGCAGCUUUAGAUGAGCCAUUAAAUGCAGAUGCUCCACCUACCAUCUACGGUACAACCCUAAAACCUGAGCUAGCCACAGCUGCAUUAAAUUUAUCGGUUGAUUUUUUGAAGCAACAACAAGCUGCUGCAAACAAAUAUGCUGCUUGGCACCCAUUCAAUUUCAUGUGGAUUACUUUAGUCGUAGCCAUUUAUUUAGGGUUCAACACUACAUACCCUGACUUUAAAGAAGCUAGUAGUGUUACUUCCUGGAUUUUUCAAUAUAUCUCAAUGAAUAUGACAGAAAUUGGUUCGUCCUUUUUAAUUUUUGGAAUUAGUUGUAGUAUUUUUUUCACUUUGUUUGGUCGAAUUAUCAAUAGUUUAUUUUCCAAUAAGAUCAAUGUUAUUUUGAAAACCCAUGGUCAAGAUAUCUUUUCUUUAGACCUAUCAACUUUGAUGACCGGUGUUUCUCCCAAUGAAUCAAACCUGAUUGGAAACACCCACGUUAUUGUUUAUAGAGACACUCCUAUCUCCUUGAUUUCCAUCAAAGAAAAUAAAGAUUUGACCACUGAAACCAAACUAGUUAUGGACAUCACCAGUUUAGGUUCCAGGAAAGUUUAUGCCAAAAGUGGGAUUUUAGAGGACCUAAUCAAAUGGGCUAUGCUAAGAACUAAAGAUUUACGUGCAAAUCCAAAGCAAAAUUCCAUGAUGUUAUUAAUGGAUGCCUAUAGUUUUGACCAUGUUACUAAAGAAGCUUUAAGAAAAUGUCAAUUUAAAAUGAUCGAAAGCUAUAAAUUAGAUGAAAGUAGAAUAAUAGGCGGUAUAUUGGGCGCCAGAAAGGAAUUGUGGGGAUUAUCUUUUGAUUUCCGUCCAAAGGCACCAUCAAAGAACUAA
This is a messenger RNA of Saccharomycodes ludwigii, 960 nucleotides long. RefSeq names its product Pho86p (gene PHO86). The transcript has a single exon. The record is from RefSeq and is a predicted model, not a curated record. Bases 1 to 960 code for a protein of 319 amino acids. Lineage: Eukaryota; Fungi; Ascomycota; Saccharomycetes; Saccharomycodales; Saccharomycodaceae.